UAUUUCGCUACAUUGACCUAGAACUGUUCGCUACAGUUGUAGAUAUAGUCUACAUCUAUAAAGAUCUAGAUCUAUGAAUCAUCGAACGUGAAAACGUUCAUAGAGGCUAUCAACAAUCAAAGUGGUUAAAAUUAAACAAAAAUAAACUGAGCUGUAGACCGUGUAGUACUACUAGUAGACGAUCUACUCAUCUAGAUCUAGAUCUAAAUAUUAUUAUUUAGAAUUGACUAGCUUAAAGUAGACGCUAGCUAGUCUAGUGAAAAUGGCCUCAGCUGGAGGAGCAGGAGGGGGCCGUAACUUGAACUUCAAAGUUGUUUUGCUUGGUGAAGGCUGUGUAGGGAAAACUUCUUUGGUACUCAGAUAUGUUGAAAAUAAAUUUAAUGAUAAGCACAUAACAACAUUACAGGCAUCUUUCCUGAACAAAAAAUUAAAUAUUGGAGGUAAAAGAGUGAAUCUUGCAAUUUGGGAUACUGCAGGCCAAGAAAGAUUCCAUGCAUUGGGUCCAAUAUAUUAUAGAGACAGUAAUGGUGCUAUAUUAGUGUAUGAUAUAACAGAUGAAGAUUCUUUUCAAAAAGUGAAGAACUGGGUAAAAGAGUUACGUAGAAUGUUAGGUCAAGAUGUUUGUUUAUGUAUAGCUGGAAAUAAAACAGACUUAGAAAAGAAUCGAAAUGUUACUGUUGCAGAAGCAGAAGCAUAUGCAGCUUCUGUGGGUGCUAAGCAUUUUCACACCUCUGCGAAAAUGGGCAAGGGCAUUGAGGACUUAUUUUUAGAUUUAAGUAAAAGCAUGAUAGAAAAGUCAGAGGAAGGUGUAGCUAAAGGUCGACCUGGAAGCACCAGAAAGAGUCAAGUUUUAGUGGUGGAUGAUUCUACAGAGGAACCACCUCCCAAGUCAGGGUGCUGUGGCUAGGCUGGUUUACUUGCUAUUUUAUUCUUGACAUAUUUACAAAAAGGCCUUAAUUUAAAUUUCAGAAGUGAAACAAAACAAAAAGUUGUGUGAGAAGUUGGCCAUUGUUGUGUAAAACAAAAUGGUAGCUGAGGAUUCCCCAUGUGCUAUUUUAAUGUGAUACUGUGUUGUUGUGACUGGCACCUACCUUGUUGAUUCUAUUUGCUUGUAAUGUUUUCUCAGAAUUGUGGAAGCUGUUGUCAUUGAUGAUGGCCUUGAGAUUGUUUGUUUUUUUCUAUUCCUAAAAUUGUAAAUGUGUGUUAUCAAUUUGCUAGCAGAAUUAUGAUGAGAAUCAUUUAGCAUUAGCUAUUGUUUCUUGAGAGCUAGAUUGAUUUGUGUGUUUAUUUUGUUUGAGUAAAGCAAAUAUAUUUUGUUUGAGUAAAGCAAAUAUAAUUUGUUUGAGUAAAGCAAAUAUAUUUUGUUUGAGUAAAGCAAAUAUAAUUUGUUUGAGUAAAGCAAAUAUAUUUUGUUUGAGUAAAGCAAAUAUAUAUUUUUUAUGUUACUCUAAUGCUCAUUAAGUUUCUUAUUCAGUUUGGUUGUUACAAUUGUAUAAAUUCUGUGGGUUCUUUUUUUUAUUUUCAGUUCUCAGCCUCUGACAUUUUUAGUGUUAAUAAGCUAUACUAAAAUUAUUUACAAAAUAAUUUAUGAAAUAUUAAAGUCAUUUUCAAAUUUUUCUGAAUUUAAAAACAUUUAGUUCCUGAUAUGUAAUUUGUAAUUGCAUUUUUUUUUAAAGUUUAUAAUUUAAAAAAUAACAGGUUUUUAAAACAAAUGUCAAUUUUUUUGUCUUGUCAUGUCUAUACCAAUACUUUAGUAUGAAAAGUAAUACUACAAUUUUGUCUGCAACCCAGCUAAUUGCCUAAAUCAUAAGCUGAAUAGAAUUUUAAUGUAUAUGUCUUGUAAUAAUGCAUUAAAUAUACUUGAGAGAAAACCCUGUGACUAUGGUAUAAACGAUUAUUGAUUUUUUUUUCUUUACCUGAUUCUAUCUAAAAAUCCUAAUGGCUUGUGCAGAUAUCUAUGCAUUAUGAAAACAAGGGGAAAGGUCUUUACUCAGUCAUCUCAUUCUUGUUUAGAUGAUGAACAGAAGCAGCCAAUGUUAACAAUUGUGACCUAUUCUUCCUGUACCAGUACACAAGUCACUGUUUUGUCUGGGAUCUGAGAGAAUGACAAUUGUUGACCUGCAAGUGUAUUGCUGCGAUGUGUGUUUGAUCAAGGUCUGCAAAAUCUUUUUUUUUCCCCCUUCUACUGUUUAUUUCAAAUAGUUUUCUUUACUUUUUGAAACGUUUUUUUUAACUAGUGGUAGAUAUGUUUUGCUUAACACUGUCAGAAGGUAUUUACUUACCUAAUGGAUGGGCAUAGUAAUAGACUUAGUAAAAAAAAAAAUGUAAUUGUCCUAGUAAUGUUCUCUAGUCAUACUAACUACAAUACCCACAAACAGAAGUAGAAACAAAAAUGUUUGUUUGUUUUUUUUAAUCAGUACCAUUAUGUUUAAAUUUACUCUUGAUAUUGCUUUUUAAAUUGAUUCAUGUGUUUGAAUGCUUGACUAUUUAUACCAAUGCAAACUUUUUUUUUCAUCUUCUGAUUUCUAAAAAUUUGUUUUUCUCAACUUUACAUUCAGUAAAGUUUCAUCUCUGAUGCACUAUGUCAUGCUUAUGUUUAUGACUUGCUCUAUUGUCAUAUGAACUGUUCUUUUGUUAACUUAGGGAACCAUUAUAUAAGAAGAAACUUCCACAGCAUCUCUUGAGAGAAAGAUUAUUUGUGACCAAAACUUAGUCUUAUCAGUAGAGAAAGUGUAUUAUAUUUUGAAUAUUUGCAACUUGCUAGUUAAAAUUCUUAUCAUUAUGACUUUUGAUGACUGUCCAAGUAAUUCUCAUUACUUCAGGUUUAGGCAAAACACUCAAAUUUAUUUUGUGUUGAUUUUUUUUUUAACCAUUUAAAAAAAAAAAUAUUUAUUUAAGCUAUAUGUUUAUGUGUACACAUAGCCUAUUGAAUAGAGGACCUAAAUUCCAUUUGAUAGACAAUAAUUUGUAUUAAUUAGGAAUGUUUUUCAAAAUAAUAAUAAUAAUGUUGUGUUAUUAUUCAGUUAAUUUUCUACCCAUUCUGUUUUACAGGCUGAACCACCACAAUCAUCUCCUCUAAAAUGUAGCAAAUUGUCACUUCAUACAAUUUGUUAUUAAGGGAGAGAUACAGCAUUUUUAAGUAAAAUGGCUUAAGUAGUUUGACAGUAUAAUAAUUAAAUCUAUUGUAUUUUUAAAUGUGAAAUGUCUGUCGAUUGUUUACCAUACCAUGAAUCAUUAUUAUUUUUUUAUUUUUUUUCACUAUCCAUCAAAUCCCAUGAACCAAAAUAAAAAAUAUAUAUCUA
Biomphalaria glabrata is the source of this 3302-nucleotide messenger RNA. RefSeq names its product ras-related protein Rab-21-like. The transcript is spliced from 6 exons. The record is from RefSeq and is a predicted model, not a curated record. Bases 263 to 907 code for a protein of 214 amino acids. Gene Ontology annotation, biological process: Rab protein signal transduction. Gene Ontology annotation, molecular function: GTPase activity; GTP binding. NCBI's taxonomy places the organism in Eukaryota, Metazoa, Mollusca, Gastropoda, Planorbidae.